Vicia villosa (hairy vetch) is the source of this 1371-nucleotide messenger RNA. RefSeq lists its product as uncharacterized. The record is from RefSeq and is a predicted model, not a curated record. NCBI's taxonomy places the organism in Eukaryota, Viridiplantae, Streptophyta, Magnoliopsida, Fabales, Fabaceae. Bases 1 to 1371 code for a protein of 456 amino acids. The transcript has 4 exons.
AUGGAGUACCAUCAACGGUUGAAGCAACUUGAGGAUGCAUGUGUUGACUCCAAAGGUUUUAUUGAUUAUGUGAAUGACACAUGGUUGACACCGCACAGACAUCGAUUUGUCAAAGCAUGGAUCAAUCAAGUGUUACAUUUGGGCAACACCACAACAAAUAGGGUGGAGUCUGCGCAUUGGAAACUUAAGCAAAUGUUAGAGAAUAACUUAGGUGACUUAUGCAAAUGUUGGGAGGCUAUGAAUGACAAUAUCAAGAUACAAGUGGGCAACAUUAGAGCUUCAUUUCAGAAGAGUUUUUAUGAAGUUGAGCAUGCACAUACUAGUCCUUUUUAUUCAAAUUUGCGUGGUUCAGUAUCAAGAGCUGCAUUGAGGCAGAUUGCUGAAGAGUGGUUGAGGAUUGACAUGGUGGGUACCGAUACGCAAAAGUGCGGAUGUACUCAUAGAAAAGUAUAUGGGUUACCAUGUGCUUGUGAGUUAGGGAGAUAUACAUUGAGUGGUGAUGCGAUACCAAUUGAGGCUAUUCAUAUUCAUUGGAGGAAACUAAGUAUGGAAGGAAAUCAAGAUAUAGAUGCAGAUGAUGGAUCAGAAAUAGACAUGACAAAUGCAAUCGAUGAAAUUUGGAAAAUGUGGAGGUCAUUAGAUGUUGUCGGAAAAAGAGCAUUAAAAAGCAGAUUGUGUGAGAUUGCUUAUCCAACUACAACAAAGAUGUGUCCACCACCUGAAAAAAUUAAAACCAAAGGAGGGGUUAAGAAAAAAGGGAAGAGACCUGUGGGAUAUGAUGUUUAUCGUGAUCCUUCAGGAUAUGAAUUACAUCGACCAUUUAUUGAUGACUUUGUUGAUGUAAGAGAUGAUGGAAAUUGUGGGUUUAGAGCCAUUGCAUCUUUGCAUGGUUAUGGCACAGAUGGAUGGUCAAUGGUUCGUCGGGAUUUGGAGAAAGAAAUUAUAGGUCCUAGAAGCAAGUUGUAUGAGGAUUUAUUUGGUGAACGCCUUCCAACAGUGAGAUCAUCGUUGGUGAUAGAAACUUUAGGACAACAACCACCAAAUAAAUGGAUGACGUUACCUGAGUUAGGCUAUGUAAUAGCUAAUCGGUAUAACGUUGUUCUCGUCUCUUUAGGUCACCCUAGUUUGAGUUACUUUCCUAUGACGAGUGCACAUUCACCUAAUGCAUCCAUUUACUGCAUCAGAUUUGUCAAUGGAAAUCAUUGGGUUCAGGUAAACAUGAAUGAAGGAUCCCCGUUUCCACCUGUCACAAAUGAAUGGAAGAAAUAUCGCACAAAAGAUGCGACUUCUUGGAUGGUAGGAUUUGCCGGGCGGUUACAACAUUGGCAACGACUUAUGCCUAUACUGCCAAAAUAUGUCAGCUUAGAUUGA